AUGUUCUCGUGCGUCGUCGCGGGCCGGCUGCCGCUCCCGCCACCGCAGCAGAUCGAUCCGACGCACGCCGUGUUCCAGCUGGAGAAUGCAGAGCUGAUCAACCAUCUUGUUGUGUUUAUGACAGGGGUACAGGCGUUCCCCGAGGGCUACGGCGCGACAGUGCAUCUCAUGUGGCCGCCAGAGCCUGGCAAAGAGCCGCACUGGCAGCUGCUUGGAUCCAAGCCUUCUGCGAUAUUCCGGAUCCGGGAUCCCAAGCAUGCAGGGAGCUCGGCGCCAUGCUCGGCGACGCUCGGGGUUAGUAUCGAGACCUUGCCCAGCAUCGAGCUGCAGAUGCAGGAGUUGGGGCAGUCGCAGCCCAUGUCCGGAGCUGUGGUCUUGUCCAAGACCACCGAGCAGGCACAUACGGCCGAUGCUGCACAGCUCGCGGGACCGAUUGCGCAAAACCUAUUUGCAUACCUAUCGUCGUUUGCGCCAGAUUCUGCGCCGCAGGCAGUGCCCCUAUUGCAAAAAUGGCUCGAUGCUUUCCAGCGCAAGCUGCAGGCGCAAGGCGUGCAGUUUUUACGCCGCAUUGACAAUAGCUAG
Molecule: messenger RNA, 582 nt
Organism: Malassezia vespertilionis
Lineage: Eukaryota; Fungi; Basidiomycota; Malasseziomycetes; Malasseziales; Malasseziaceae
Exons: 3
Coding region: 1-582 (193 amino acids)
Biological process (GO): protein import into nucleus
Cellular component (GO): cytosol; nucleus
Molecular function (GO): nuclear import signal receptor activity
Source: RefSeq, a predicted model, not a curated record